CAAGUAACAACAACCAUGGCAAACAAAGCUCUCGUCGCUCUGACCGUACUCGUGUGCGCCCAGGCAGUCUUCGGUGUGACCGUCAUCUCCAAGUCGGAAUGGGGUGGUCGUGCACCAACAAGCAAAACAACGCUGGCCAGCAAACUUAGCUAUGCUGUGAUCCAUCACACCGCCGGCAACUACUGCACCACCAAGGCUGCCUGCAUCACUCAGCUGAAGAACAUCCAAGCCUACCACAUGGACAGCUUGGGCUGGGCUGAUAUUGGCUACAACUUCCUGAUCGGCGGUGAUGGCAAUGUGUACGAGGGUCGCGGCUGGAAUGUGAUGGGAGCUCAUGCCACCAACUGGAACUCCAAGUCCAUUGGCAUCUCCUUCCUCGGCAACUACAACAACGAUAAACUGACCUCUGGCCAGAUUACCGCCGCUAAGGGUCUGCUAUCCGAUGCCGUCUCUCGUGGUCAGAUCGUCUCAGGCUACAUCUUGUACGGUCAUCGUCAGGUCAGCGCAACUGAAUGCCCCGGCACCAAUGUCUGGAAUGAGAUCCGCUCCUGGUCCAACUGGAAGGCCUAAAUCUUCAUUUCAUAUUUAAAAAUGCUGCAAUAAAAAAAUUCUAAAAAUAUAAUAUACGACAGGUACAUACAUA
Molecule: messenger RNA, 643 nt
Organism: Scaptodrosophila lebanonensis
Lineage: Eukaryota; Metazoa; Arthropoda; Insecta; Diptera; Drosophilidae
Product: peptidoglycan-recognition protein SC2-like
Exons: 1
Coding region: 16-570 (184 amino acids)
Biological process (GO): innate immune response; peptidoglycan catabolic process
Molecular function (GO): peptidoglycan binding; N-acetylmuramoyl-L-alanine amidase activity; zinc ion binding
Source: RefSeq, a predicted model, not a curated record